Messenger RNA from Podospora anserina S mat+, 618 nucleotides. RefSeq lists its product as uncharacterized. Gene Ontology annotation, molecular function: protein binding. NCBI's taxonomy places the organism in Eukaryota, Fungi, Ascomycota, Sordariomycetes, Sordariales, Podosporaceae. The transcript has 2 exons. Bases 1 to 618 code for a protein of 205 amino acids. The record is from RefSeq and is a predicted model, not a curated record.
AUGAUGUUAUUUAAGGCAAUCGAGGUGAGGAACGAGCACGCCUCGAAUCUACUGCGGCUCUGGGCUUUUGUGGACAACAUAGACCUGUGGCACGGUCUACUGCAAGCUUCGGCAGGCGGUGGGGAGCAGUUCUUGGACGCAGAGAGACUGCUGCUCCGCUACUCGAUGAUCGAGGCCCGAGGGUCCGUGCAGGGCAGCGGCAACCACAGCAUACACCCGGUGGUGCACAGAUGGACGUCGCACAUACAGGAUGACAAUGGGAAGAGAUUGUUUCUGCGGCAAGCGAUGACGGUGGUUGGAUUCUCCGGGCCCGACAGCAAGACUAAGGACUAUUGGGAGCUCCAGCGGCGGCUUCUCCCGCAUGUGGAGAGGUGCUCAUGGUGGGCUGGGAAGUUCCAGGGGCGCGAGUACGAUUUCGAAAGAAGUAAUAUCACCAACGCGACACAUAUGUUGGACCUCCUUUACGCGGAUCAGGGCCGACUGGGGGCAGCGGAGGCGAUGUAUCAGCGGGCGUUAUCUGGGUUCCAGACCACUCUAGAGCCGUCUGAUCGGAAGUUACAAAUGGUUAUUGGAAAUAUAGAGCAUCUACGACAAGCAAACGGUAUCCUUGAUGCGUAA